CGGAUCGCCUGGGCCGAGCCGCGGAAGAGCGCCCCGGGGAGUGCCGUGAGGCAGGUGAAGGCUGCCGGGGACGAGGGCGCGGCCUCCCGUGGCCAGGCCAGCGACGAGGAACUGCUGCUCCGGCCUGGGGAUGCGUCUCCCUCCCCUUCCCUGGGUUUGGGGCGCCUCCGGAGCUCGCCCACCGACCUGGAUCGGAACCGCCCCGUGGGUUCAGAGUUGAAUACAUUUUUGGAUGAUCCAGAAUUUGCUGAUAUUAUAUUGAAAGCAGAGCAAGCAAUAGAAUUUGGAGUUUUUCCAGAAAGAAUCUCUCAAGGUUCAAGUGGAAGUUACUUUGUGAAGGAUCCUAAGAGGAACAUCAUUGGUGUGUUUAAACCUAAAUCGGAAGAGCCUUAUGGUCAGCUGAAUCCGAAAUGGACCAAAUAUGUUCAUAAGGUGUGCUGUCCUUGCUGCUUCGGCAGAGGCUGCCUGCUUCCUAAUCAGGGAUACCUUUCUGAAGCUGGCGCCUCCCUCGUGGAUGAAAAGCUUCACCUGGGCAUUGUACCAAAAACAAGGGUGGUUUGGCUUGUCAGUGAGACAUUUAACUACAGUGCAAUUGACCGUGCAAAAUCUAGAGGCAAAAAGUAUGCUUUAGAAAAAGUGCCAAAAGUCGGUAGAAAAUUUCAUCGGAUAGGACUUCCUCCUAAGAUUGGUUCCUUUCAGUUAUUUGUUCAAGAUUACAAGGAGGCUGAAUAUUGGCUUAGGAAAUUUGAAGCUGACCCUUUGCCUGAGAAUGUUAGAAAACAGUUUCAGUCCCAGUUUGAAAGAUUAGUUAUUUUGGAUUACAUCAUCAGGAACACAGUAUUUUAUACAUUUUCAGAAACAAAAUGGACUGAUGAUAAAGAAUCGCUUAUUAAAAUAGCUGCAAUUGAUAAUGGUCUAGCAUUUCCUUUUAAACAUCCUGAUGAGUGGAGAGCAUAUCCAUUUCACUGGGCUUGGCUUCCUCAAGCAAAAGUUCCUUUUUCUGAAGAAAUAAGAAACUUGGUUCUACCAUAUAUUUCUGACAUGAACUUUGUGCAAGAUUUAUGUGAAGAUCUUUAUGAACUUUUUAAGGUAAAUAAAUUUUUUGUUUUGAUCUUUUUUGAGCUGGUGAAAUCUCUCUUCUUUGCACAGAUCUUAAAUCUUACUCAGGCAUUGAGAGACGGGAAGAGCCCUGUCCAGCUGGUACAGAUGCCUUGUGUGAUUGUGGAACGCAGUCAAGGUGGAAGUCAGGGCCGGAUUGUGCACCUCAGCAACUCAUUCACCCAGACUGUCCACUGCAGGAAGCCGUUCUUUUCCUCCUGGUAGCAGAUGCACGAGUGAGAAAAACAAAGUAUUUGGCAUUUUCAUGUUGUUAAAACAUGACAGUGGUGUGAUCUCUGUUAAGAGCUCCAGUUGCCAAAUUGCCAAAACCUCAAAUAAUACAUUUUAACAGUACUCAAAGUUUACAGUUUCUUUGUCCAAAUAUUAAAUUUCUAUUUCAGGGAAGAAGUGGUGUAUCUCUUACAUCAUAUUUUUGUAGAAAAAUUGUAUUUUAUGUUGUUGAUGUUAGUUGAAGAGGUGAUUUCAUAGUUUACACAUUCUGAAACGACUGUAAUUACUUUAGAAUCCCAAACCGAAAAAUGAGGUGUGUGUUGACUUUGAAUACAAUAACUUUUUAUGUACCUUUUAAACACUGAGAAGAAUGUUCAUGUUAACUCGUCUUACAUUAUAUAAGGCCUUUCAGGUUGAAACUGCUCUUAGAAACUUUAAUAGAGUAGUUAAUAGAAAAAUAGGUAAGAAUAAAGCAAUGUUGCCUUAAUUUUAAAAGCUGCUAUUUUAGAACUUGAAUAAAUGCUCUUAAAGUAACCAUUAUUAGGGACCAGAAAAUUAUAUUUUGUUUAAGUUACAGGUGACCAUUUUCUCUUUUUUGUACUUCAAAGUAUUUUUGGUCAAUUAGUUUGUUAUAGUGAGGGAAAAAAAAUCUUAAGGUUAUCUCCCUUUUUAAAAAAAAAUGGAAACACUAAACAGACUUGAGGGGAAUAAUAUGAAAUUAAGAUAGAU
Vicugna pacos (alpaca) is the source of this 2058-nucleotide messenger RNA. NCBI's taxonomy places the organism in Eukaryota, Metazoa, Chordata, Mammalia, Artiodactyla, Camelidae. The record is from RefSeq and is a predicted model, not a curated record.